Messenger RNA from Salmo salar (Atlantic salmon), 949 nucleotides. RefSeq names its product exosome component 5 (gene exosc5). Gene Ontology annotation, cellular component: nucleolus; nuclear exosome (RNase complex); cytoplasmic exosome (RNase complex). Gene Ontology annotation, molecular function: RNA binding. NCBI's taxonomy places the organism in Eukaryota, Metazoa, Chordata, Actinopteri, Salmoniformes, Salmonidae. The record is from RefSeq and is a predicted model, not a curated record. Gene Ontology annotation, biological process: nuclear mRNA surveillance; poly(A)-dependent snoRNA 3'-end processing; U4 snRNA 3'-end processing.
GAAACCGCUAAUCUGGCUUAAGGUUUUUAUUGCUUACACCUAACAAUUUCUUUGAGAUCUGCGAUACAGAUAAAACAGGGGUUAACUGGGGGUUAAUGCCGUCAUCACUGAGCGCCCAAAAUAAAAAUAAGCGACGUCAAUUCCCCGCGACAGUCUUCUGGUUUUCUCUUGGCAUCGUGAUGGAAGUGUGUGGAUCAUCGAGUCCUACUUUGAGGGAGUUUGGCUGCGAACAGAAUUUACUAUCACGACCUGAUGGAUCGUCGUCCUUCGUCCAAGGAGACACCAGUGUGUUAGCUGGAGUGUAUGGCCCGGCCGAGGUGAAGGUCAGUAAGGAGAUCUAUGACAGAGCUACCCUGGAGGUGGUGAUGCAGCCCAAAGUGGGACUACCAACUGUCAGAGAGCGAGCCAGAGAACAGUGUGUGAGGGAAACAUGCAAAGCAUCUCUUCUCUCCACCCUUCAUCCACGCUCCUCCCUCACUCUCGUCCUCCAAGUGGUCCAUGAUGACGGUUCACUGUUGUCCUGCUUUCUGAACUCAGCCUGUAUGGCCCUGAUGGACGCCGGCCUGCCUAUGAGCUGUCUCUUCGCUGGGGUCACCUGUGCCAUCGAUACAGAUGGCCAGGUUAUUACCGACCCCAACGCAGCACAGGAGAAGGAAAGUCGAGCUUUGAUGACCUUCGCUAUUGACAGUACCGAGCGCAGAGUGAUGAUGUCAUCCACCAGAGGAUCUUUUACAGUUCAUGAGCUGCAGCAGUGCAUAGCUGUCAGUCAGAAAGCAUCAGACAAGAUUUUCCAGUUCUACAGAGAUUCUGUCAGACGAAGAUAUUCCAAGACGCUCUGAUUAUCCAAGACGCUCUGAUUAUCCAAGACGCUCUGAUUAUCCAAGACGCUCUGAUUAUCCUUUUUUGUUGCAUCUUUUGUUUUAAAAAAAUAAAUAAUUUACAGACCAAA